AGGAUUCCGGACAACGCCUGGUUCCUCUCGGGUCCUUCCGGCGUCGCCGGAGUGAAUUGAUCCGGGAGUUGAAGAGGGCUCCAAAGGUGGGAAGUGAAGUCAGUGUCUCAGUUGCCGGUCAGUAUAUAUUUUGUGCCCUGUUCUUUUAUCACAAAAGAGAAAAGAAAUACUGCAGUGAAUGAAGAUUCCUCUGCAUUUUAGCACUGCUUUUUCUACUGUAGUUGGCUUUUGAAUGAGGAUGACAAUGGAAGAGAUGAAGAAUGAAGCUGAGACCACUUCCAUGGUUUCUAUGCCCCUCUAUGCAGUCAUGUAUCCUGUGUUUAAUGAGCUAGAACGAGUAAACCUGUCAGCAGCUCAGACACUGAGAGCAGCUUUCAUUAAGGCUGAAAAAGAAAAUCCAGGACUUACACAAGACAUCAUUAUGAAAAUUUUAGAGAAAAAAAGUGUAGAAGUUAACUUCACAGAGUCCCUUCUUCGAAUGGCAGCUGAUGAUGUAGAAGAGUAUAUGAUUGAACGACCAGAGCCAGAAUUCCAGGACCUAAAUGAAAAGGCACGAGCACUUAAGCAAAUUCUCAGUAAGAUCCCAGAUGAGAUCAAUGACAGAGUGAGGUUUCUGCAGACAAUCAAGGAUAUAGCUAGUGCAAUAAAAGAACUUCUUGAUACAGUGAAUAAUGUCUUCAAGAAGUAUCAAUACCAGAACCGCAGGGCACUUGAACACCAAAAGAAAGAAUUUGUAAAGUACUCCAAAAGCUUCAGUGAUACUCUGAAAACCUAUUUUAAAGAUGGCAAGGCAAUAAAUGUGUUCAUAAGUGCCAACCGACUAAUUCAUCAAACCAACUUGAUACUUCAGACCUUCAAAACUGUGGCCUGAAAGUUGUAUAUGUUAAGAGAUGUAUUUCUCAGUGGCAGUAUUGGACUGCCUUUAUCUGUAAAUUUUAAAGUUUGACUGUAUAAAUUAUCAGUCCCUCCUGAAGGGAUCUAAUCCAGGAUGUUGAAUGGGAUUAUUGCCAUCUUACACCAUAUUUUUGUAAAAUGUAGCUUAAUCAUAAUCUCACACGGAAGAUUUUGCAUCACUUUUGCUAUUAUCAUUCUUUUAAGAAUUAUAAGCCAAAAGAAUUUACGCCUUAAUGUGUCAUUAUAUAACAUUCCUUAAAAGAAUUGUAAAUAUUGGUGUUUGUUUGACAUUUUAACUUGAAAGCGAUAUGCUGCAAGAUAAUGUAUUUAACAAUAUUUGGUGGCAAAUAUUCAAUAAAUAGUUUACAUCUGUUAAACAUUUCUUUACUUGAAAAAAUACAUAUAUAUAUAUAUAUGAAUAUAUAUAUAUGAUCAGAAGACCAAGAUGACUUGGUGUAAUGUCUAAAGAACUAACGGGAGCUUACUAGCAGUUUAUCAGAUAAUAAAGCAACAAGAAUUCU
Neomonachus schauinslandi (Hawaiian monk seal) is the source of this 1415-nucleotide messenger RNA. RefSeq names its product programmed cell death 10 (gene PDCD10). The record is from RefSeq and is a predicted model, not a curated record. Gene Ontology annotation, cellular component: Golgi apparatus; FAR/SIP/STRIPAK complex. Gene Ontology annotation, biological process: positive regulation of MAP kinase activity; regulation of Golgi organization. The transcript has 8 exons. The coding region runs from base 233 to 871 and encodes 212 amino acids. Gene Ontology annotation, molecular function: protein kinase binding. NCBI's taxonomy places the organism in Eukaryota, Metazoa, Chordata, Mammalia, Carnivora, Phocidae.